This is a messenger RNA of Otolemur garnettii (small-eared galago), 2711 nucleotides long. RefSeq names its product toll like receptor 1 (gene TLR1). The record is from RefSeq and is a predicted model, not a curated record. Gene Ontology annotation, cellular component: Toll-like receptor 1-Toll-like receptor 2 protein complex; membrane. The transcript has 4 exons. NCBI's taxonomy places the organism in Eukaryota, Metazoa, Chordata, Mammalia, Primates, Galagidae. Gene Ontology annotation, molecular function: Toll-like receptor 2 binding; lipopeptide binding; transmembrane signaling receptor activity. Gene Ontology annotation, biological process: immune response; toll-like receptor signaling pathway; cellular response to triacyl bacterial lipopeptide. The coding region runs from base 286 to 2634 and encodes 782 amino acids.
UGGAUUGGUGAAGGGAACUGUAGUAACACCAGACAGUACAGUCGGGCCGGCAAUGAAAUACUUGUUCAAGGAAGUGCUUGAAUUUCCUACAGAUUGCCAAACGGAACAGCAAGCAGGUUGUCCUGAGUCUUUGUGAAUGCUAAUGGGGCUCCCAAGCUCUCUUCUGUAUUAGAAGAAACCAGGAUGACGAAGGCAUCGUUGGACUUCUCUGCAAAAGAAAUCUAGGUCUUUAUCAAGAUGCUCUGAAGAAUCACUUCUACCUUGAGGAAUGCGUAGUGUUACACUAUGACAAGCAUCUUCUGUUUUGUCAUCCCCUUCAUGUUAAUACUUGAGAUUAGAAUCCAAUUAUCUGAUGAAAGUGAAUUUUUAGUUGACAUGUCCAAAACAGGUCUCACCCAUGUUCCCAAAGAUCUAUCCCUAAAAACAACCAUCUUAAAUAUAUCACACAAUUUUAUAUCUGAGAUUCAGACUUCCGAGAUCUCAUCACUGUCAAAGCUGAGGGUGUUGAUAGUCUCUCAUAAUAGAAUCCAGCAUCUUGAGAUCAGUGUUUUCAAAUUCAACCGGGAUUUGGAGUACUUGGAUUUCUCCCACAACAAGUUGGGGAAGAUUUCUUGUCAUCCUACUGUGAACCUCAAAUAUUUAGACUUGUCAUUUAACGCAUUUGAUGCCCUGCCCAUAUGCAAAGAGUUUGGCAACAUGUCUCAACUAAAAUUUCUGGGGUUGAGCGCUACACGACUAGAAAAAUCCAGGGUGCUGCCGAUUGCUCAUUUGAAUAUCAGUAAGGUUUUGUUGGUGUUGGGAGAGACUUUUGAGGAAAAAGAAGACCUUAAGAGCCUUCAAGACUUUAACACAAAGAGUCUUCACAUUGUUUUUCCCAUGAAAAAGGAAUUCCAUUUUAUUUUGGAUGUGUCAUUCAGGACUGUGAUAAAUUUAGAACUAUCUAAUAUCAAAUGUCUGGUAGAUGAUAGUGCAUGUUCUGAUUUCUUAAAUGUUCUGGCAAAACUUCAAAUGAAUCCGAGGUUAUCAAAUCUUACUUUAAACAACAUUGAAACAACUUGGAAUUCUUUCAUUAGAAUCCUCCAGCUGGUUUGGCAUACAACCAUAGAGUAUUUCUCAAUGUCAGAUAUGAAACUGCAGGGGAAACUAGACUUCAGAGAUUUUAAUUAUUCUGGUACUUCCCUGAAGGCCUUAUCUAUACACCAAGUUGUCAGUGAUGUGUUCAAUUUUCCACAAAGUGCUAUCUACAAAAUCUUUUCAGAUAUGAACAUCCAAAGUUUCACAGUGUCUGGGACACGCAUGGUUCAUAUCCUUUGCCCAUCCCAAGUUAGCCCAUUCCUAUAUUUGGAUUUUUCCAAUAAUCUCUUAACAGACAUGGUAUUUGAAAAUUGUAGAAACUUGACUGAGUUGAAGAUACUUAAUUUACAAAAGAAUCAAUUAAAAGAACUUACAAAAAUAGUUCGUAUGACCAAAGAAAUGAAGUCUCUACAGCAAUUGGAUAUUAGCCAGAAUUUUCUAAGGUAUGAUGAACAUGGAGAAAAUUGCUUUUGGACUAAAACGUUAUUAAGUUUAAACAUGUCUUCAAAUAUACUUUCUGACUCCAUAUUCAGAUGUUUACCUCCCAGGCUCGAGGUACUUGAUCUUCACAGUAACAGAAUAGAGAGCAUCCCUAAAGAUGUCACUCGUCUAGAAAGUUUGCUCGAACUCAAUGUUGCUUUUAAUUCUUUAACUGACCUCCCUGGAUGUGACACCUUUAGCAGCCUUUCUGUACUGGUCAUUGACCACAAUUCCGUUUCCCAGCCAUCAGAUGAAUUCUUCCAGAGCUGCCAGAAGAUCAGGUCAAUAAAAGCGGGGAACAAUCCAUUCCAAUGUACGUGUGAACUAAGAGAAUUUGUCAAAAAUACAGGCCAAGUAUCAAGUGAAGUAGUAGAGGACUGGCCUGAUUCUUAUAAGUGUGACUAUCCUGAAAGCUAUAAGGGAACACCUCUAAAAGACUUUCACAUAUCUGAAUUAUCCUGCAACACAACUCUGCUGAUUGUCACCAUUGGGGCCAUCAUGCUGGUGGUGGCUGUUACCGUGACCUUCCUCUGCAUCUAUUUGGAUCUGCCCUGGUAUCUCAGGAUGGUGUUCCAGUGGACCCGGACCCGAUACAGGGCUAGGAACGUACCGUUAGAGGAACUCCAAAGAGCUCUCGAGUUCCAUGCCUUUAUUUCAUAUAGCGAACAUGAUGCUGCCUGGGUGAAGAAUGAAUUGGUACCUUGCCUAGAAAGAGAAGAUAUACGGAUUUGCCUCCAUGAGAGAAACUUUGUUCCUGGCAAGAGCAUUGUGGAAAAUAUCAUCAACUGCAUUGAGAAGAGUUACAAGUCCAUCUUUGUUUUGUCUCCCCACUUUGUCCAGAGUGAGUGGUGCCAUUAUGAACUCUACUUCGCCCACCACAAUGUUUUCCACAAAGGAGCUAAUAACUUAAUCCUGAUCUUGCUGGAACCCAUUCCACAAUACUCCAUUCCUAACAGCUAUCAUAGGCUCAAAACUCUCAUGGUACGGAGGACUUAUUUGGAAUGGCCCAAGGAGAAAAGCAAGCGUGGACUUUUUUGGGCUAACCUAAGAGCAGCCGUUAAUAUUAAGUUGACAGAGUAAGCAAAAGAAAUAGAUUACAUGCAUAGCUAAAAAUAUUCCUCCUUCCACUCAAAAAUGUGCCCAAAAAAAAAAAAAAA